Messenger RNA from Prunus armeniaca (apricot), 492 nucleotides. NCBI's taxonomy places the organism in Eukaryota, Viridiplantae, Streptophyta, Magnoliopsida, Rosales, Rosaceae. The record is from the annotation of a GenBank genome assembly.
AUGGCCAAGAACUUGAGUAUCGUAGCACUUGUUGUCGCCCUGUCCUGCUUCUGCUCUUUGGCUUAUGCCACAACCAAAACCAAUCUCUUUGUGGAGGGCAGGGUGUACUGUGACCCAUGUCGUGUCCAGUUCGAGACUAGACUUAGUGUACCCCUCGAAGGUGCUGUGGUAGCUUUGGAGUGCCGAGGUCGUGAGAAUGGUACCUUGGUAUACACACUCCAAGGCAAGACCGAUAAGAAUGGCAUCUACAGCCUUCCCGCUGAUGAGGACAUGGAGGAGCAAAUCUGUGAGGUGAGGACCGUGAGCAGCCCUAGGGCCAAUUGCAAUGAUCACUUUGACUUCGAGAGAGCUAGGGUUUUGCUAACACACAACAAUGGUGUCAAGUCCAUGGCUCGAUAUGCCAACCCCCUUGGGUUCAUGCAGAAUGCGAGUGUCACUGAGUGUGAGGAAGUUCUUAAGGAAUUGUUCCCCGAGGAGACCGAGGAAGCAUAG